CCUCAUUACCGUACGACAGUUACGUCAUUUUGUUUGGAUCGGUCUCAGGAAGAGAAAUCUGCAACAUCAGUCGGUCAAUGUUCGGUUCAGCACCCUGCGUACUGGAUACAAGACACGAAAUUAAUUACAUCUAGGAGGGCUGUGUCUGGUAAGCGUGGCAGGGGGAGUUGCUGACCUUCAUGCUGAGAGGUCACGGAGGAGAAGACCCAUGGAUGAUGGUCAGUGUGAGAGGGAGGGGCCAGUGUUGUCUGAGGGUGGGGUUGACCUCCACCGCAACCAAUCAGACCCCUCGGAACCAAAUCAGAACCACAACCAGAACCGGACUCAGACUCAACUAGAGGAUGGUCAGAGGGUUGGACGACGAGACUUCAUCCAACAGAACUCUUUAAACAACAAUGUGGAGGAAGAGGAGGAGGAAGGUAGAACGGUGAAGGGAGAGGAAGACGGGGACGAGGAUGAUGUGAUUGUGGAAGAAGAGGAGGAGGACAGCAGCGUGACUCACGGCCAAUCACCCGACACUCCUAUGACUGACUGUUCCUUCUCAGACACAGGCAGUCCGGUAGCGCUCCGGCCCUCUGUGUCUCCAGAGACUACAGAUCCCAUCAGCUCCCAAGCAACAAGUCCAGACGAACCCUGCUACAGUGUCCCUGCGGGCGAGACACACACCUCCACCACAGGACCCACUAUCUCCAGUUCAGAACCUACCACCUCAGACCCCACCUGCACCACAGGACCUACCACCUCCACCACUGGCCCCACCUGCACCACAGAACCUACCACCUCCACCACAAGCCCCACCUGCACCACAGAACCUACCACCUCCACCACAAGCCCCACCUGCACCACCGGGCCUACCACCUCCACCACAGGCCCCACCUGCACCACAGGACCCACAAUUUCCACCACAGGCUCCACCACCUCCACCACAGGCCGCACCUGCACCACAGGACCCACCAUUUCCACCCCAGGCCCCAUCAUUUCCACAGGACCUACCACCUGCACCACAGGACCUACCACCUGCACCACAGGCCCCACCUGCACCACAGGACCCACCAUUUCUACCACAGGACCUACCACCUCCACUGCAGAGCCUAUCCCUAGCCCUGCCCUCCUGGCCACCUUAAAGGAGUUAGGGGAACGGGGAGAUCACUCCCACCUGCCUCAGUACCUCCAUCAGGUAGCCGAGGCCUUUGUCCUCCAGGGAGAUUAUGAGCGAGCAGUGUGGUGUGUUCAGCUAGAGAGACUCUACCACCAGCGACUACUAAACAACCUGACAGCACUGCAGGAACAGUGGGAGAGGCGAUGCAGGGCAGAUGGUCGGGGGGAGAGGAAUAGUGACACUGAUCUGACUCCACAGCAGCUGGACAUACUCACACACAUCUGCACGACACACCAACGACCCAGUCCUGGAGAAGAGAAGACUGUGGACUCUGUGCUGGAGAGCCCUGUUCGUGGUGAGGACAGACUGCCUGCAUGCCGCUCAGUUCGGUUAUUUGAGUGUUUGUUGGGGAUGGAGGAGGACCAGAGAGGAACAGACUCCACCCUCUCCCAGAGCAUCAACCCAAUAAAAUCAGCCGGAGCCCUGAAGGACAGCCUCAGCUCCAAUGACUGUGCAGCUCUGGGUGUGGCACAGGACUGCAGAGACUCCCAGGGGAUUGGGAGGGCUGAAUUCACAGACUCUAGGAGCGAGGGAGCAGGUCAGCAGACGGAGAGUGAGAUGGAACACACCACUCAGGAGGGUUGCACUACGCCGGACCGCCCUACGGAUGGGGAAAUGAGCCAACUCAAGCAUGAGGAGCAGCAUGGAGGAGAGGAAAAACAGGAGGAGGUGGAAGAGGCAGAGGAGGCCUUGGCAUUAGAGGAAGAGGAGAAAGAGGAGAAGAGAGAUGGUGUUGAUUGUUUAAAAGCUCCUCUAGAGGAGAUCUCAGCCUUAGCAGUGAAGGAGCAGCUCACACUGGAGGAGGCCCAGCUGCGCGAGGAGGCCCAGCUGCGCGAGGAGGCCCAGCUGCGCGAGGAGGCCCAGCUGCGCGAGGAGGCCCAGCUGCGCGAGGAGGCCCAGCUGCGCGAGGAGGCCCAGCUGCGCGAGGAGGCCUAUGAUAUGUUUGGAGUGGACAUGGUGGAGACUAUCAGAGACCGGGUGGCUUCUCUGGACGACCUGGCCAAACGCAUUACAGUGGAGGAGAGCGGGUUCGACCCGUUUCCUGAAAUGGGUGGAAGAGGGAAGUUCUUAACGUGGCUCAAGCACUUUCACAAAGUGCUGAAACACCCUGUUCUCAACCACAGAGAAUGGGGCGCAUAUCGGGAGCUAUAAGCAUACCUUGAUUGGGAGUCCCGUAGGGCGGUGCACAAUUGGCCCAGCGUCGUCCGGGUUUGGCCCGGGGUAGGCAGUCAUUGUAAAUAGGAAUGUGUUCUUAACCUGUUAGACCUAUAGGGGCAGUAUUUCAUUUUUGGAUAAAAAGACGUGCCCGUUUUUAGCGCAAUAUUUUGUCACGAAAAGAUGCUCGACUAUGCUUGGAAUUGAUAGUUUUGGAAAGAAGACACUCUGACGUUUCCAGAACUGCAAAGAUUUUCACUGUGAGUGCCAUAGAACAAAAUCUACAGGCAAAACCAAGAUGUUUGAGUGACCAGGAAAUCAACAGGAUUUCUGGAGGCACGUUUUCCAUGAUCUCCUUAUAUGGCUGUGAAUGCGACAGGAAUGAACGGACACUUCCUAUCGUUUCCCCCAGGUGUCUGCAGCAUUGUGACGUAUUUGUAGGCAUAUCAUUGGAAGAUUGCCCAUAAGAGCCUACAAUUACCAAGUGUCCCGCAUGGUGUCUGCGUGGAAAUUGGUGCGCAAAAGUCAGGUCCCAGUAUUUUUCCAUCCGAAUCAGAGAAGAAUGCACGCUUCUAGGACUGGCAUUUCAAUGAAGAGAUAUAUGACAAAACACCUUGAGGAUUGAUUCAAACAACGUUUUCCAUGUUUCAGUCGAUAUUAUGGAGUUAAUUCGGAAAAAAGUUCGACGUUUAGGUGACUGAAUUUUCGGUUAGUUUCGGUAGCCAAAUGCAUAGUAACAAAACGGAACGUUGUGUCCUACACAAGCAUCUUUCAGGAAAAACUGGACAUCUGCUAUGUAACUGAGAGUCUCCUCAUUGAAACAUCUGAAGUUCUUCAAAGGUAAAUUAUUUUAUUUGAUCCCUUUGCUGGUUUUUGUGAAUGUUGCGUGCUAAAUGCUAACGCUAAAUGCUAAGCUAGCUAUCACCACUCUUACACAAAUUAUUGAUUUUCUCUGGUUCUAAAGCAUAUUUUGAAAAUCUGAGACAACAGGAUUGUUAAGAAAAUGAUAAGCUUGAGGACAGGCAUAUUUAUUUCAUUUAUUUUGCAAUUUUCAGAAAUCGCUAAUGUUGCGUUAUGGUAAUGAGCUUGAGGCUGUAGUCACGAUCCCGCAUGCGGGAUGGGGCGGCCUAAGAGGUCUGACUUGCCUAGUUAAAAAAAUAAUAAUAAACCAAAAACUAGGGCUGUCCCCAUAUUUAGAUAUACCCUAUGUUUGAAUCAAAUCAACGAUAUGUAGGCUACUUUGUCUGAUGUUUUAAGCCCUGAAAUAAAACUGAAGACACACAAAUGACCAAAUAGGGAGCCAGAGGUCAAUAUAACCAGAAGAGUCAACCCUGCUUCCCCCCCUUCCCGCUGCCGACUGCUGCUGGCUUUUGUAGAUUCUGACACCUUAUGAUUUUCACAUGCACAUUUUCAAGAAAACACUUUAAUUAAGACAAACAGAAAUAGUAUUGGAUCCCCAAAUGGGCACAUUUAUAAGCCUACAUUUCCAAGUCUACAUUUAUAAGCCUACAUUUAUAAGUCUACAUUUACAAGUCUACAUUUACAAGUCCACAUUUACAAGCCUACAUUUCCAAGCCUACAUUUCCAAGCCUACAUUUCCAAGCCUACAUUUCCAAGCCUACAUUUACAAGCCAACAUUUACAAGCCUACUUUUACAAGCCAACAUUUACAAGCCUACUUUUACAAGCCAACAUUUACAAGCCAACAUUUACAAGCCAACAUUUACAAGCCAACAUUUACAAGCCUACAUUUACAAGCCUACAUUUACAAGCCUACAUUCACAAGCCUACAUUCACAAGCCUACAUUCACAAGCCUACAUUUACAAGCCUACAUUCACAAGCCUACAUUUACAAGCCUACAUUUACAAGCCUACAUUCACAAGCCUACAUUUACAAGCCAACAUUUACAAGCCUACAUUUACAAGCCUAUAUUUCCAAGCCUACAUUUCCAAGCCUACAUUUCCAAGCCUACAUUUGUGUAAGUGUCAGUAAUUAGCAAGCAGACAAUGUUAGGUCAUAAUUAGCCCUUGGAUGCCAAAUAUGGAGCUGGGUGUGUGUGUGUGGGGAGAGAGAGGUGUGCACGUUUUAGUGUCGGUGUGUAAUGGAUUGCGUAUGUUUCUGGCGAGGGAGAGGAACGAGGCCGUCGUCGAGUCACACUGAGGGUAAGGAGGGGUGGGGUGCACGCAAUUCACAAGGCUACAUCGUCGAGUCACACUGAGGGUAAGGAGGGGGUGGGUGCACGCAAUUCACAAGGCUACAUCGUCGAGUCACACUGAGGGUAAGGAGGAGUGGGGUGCACGCAAUUCACAAGGCUACAUCGUCGAGUCACACUGAGGGUAAGGAGGAGUGGGGUGCACGCAAUUCACAAGGCUACAUCGUCGAGUCACACUGAGGGUAAGGAGGAGUGGGGUGCACGCAAUUCACAAGGCUACAUCGUCGAGUCACACUGAGGGUAAGGAGGGGUGGGGUGCACGCAAUUCACAAGGCUACAUCGUCGAGUCACACUGAGGGUAAGGAGG
Molecule: messenger RNA, 4833 nt
Organism: Oncorhynchus keta (chum salmon)
Lineage: Eukaryota; Metazoa; Chordata; Actinopteri; Salmoniformes; Salmonidae
Product: consortin-like
Exons: 11
Coding region: 209-2311 (700 amino acids)
Biological process (GO): positive regulation of Golgi to plasma membrane protein transport
Cellular component (GO): trans-Golgi network; transport vesicle; plasma membrane
Molecular function (GO): connexin binding
Source: RefSeq, a predicted model, not a curated record